Molecule: messenger RNA, 701 nt
Organism: Apus apus (common swift)
Lineage: Eukaryota; Metazoa; Chordata; Aves; Apodiformes; Apodidae
Gene: MRPL53
Product: mitochondrial ribosomal protein L53
Exons: 3
Coding region: 41-367 (108 amino acids)
Cellular component (GO): mitochondrial large ribosomal subunit
Source: RefSeq, a predicted model, not a curated record
CAGGGGGCUGCUGGGAGUUGUAGUCGGGGGCAGGAGGAAGAUGGCGUCCAAGAUCCGCGUCGGGCUGCGGCCGGUGAAGAGCAUCGUGGUCCGCUUCUGCCCCUUCGAGCCCAACGUGGAGAGCACCAGAAAAUUUCUUGGAUGUAUAUACCAUAAAAAAAUCCAGUCCACUAACAGAAACUGUGAAGUUACUGCUGAUGUGAGACAUGAUGGGUCUGAACCAGUUGUAGAUGUUAUGUUUGUUGAUGGAGAGCGACUGAUAAUGAAGGGAGCCAACCUGACGACAAUAGAAAUGUUAACAGCAUUGGGGUCUAGAUGUAAUGCCAAAGAGCUUAAGGAAGAACAGAAAAGCAAGAAGAGUCCCUGAAGAACAGAAAAACAACUGUGUUUGCAUUUACAUGUGUGAAAAACAGUAGGCUGCACAGAGACUUUUCUCCUACACUACAAAAUCUGAAAGGGAGAGGUAGCCAAAACACUUGACUGGUCUGACAUGCAGCAAAACGAACCAUGUCCAUCUUCACCUGAAGGAAAGCACGGUGAAUCAACAAGUCUUCUAACGCUAGUGGGUCAGAGUGGCUUAAGAUGCAUGAAUCCAUCUUGCUAAGCAGAUGCCUCUCAGCCUGCAUGUUGGACUAGUAUCACAUGUAUUUGCAUAUAAAUGUGAAUAACACACAUUAACUAUUAAAUUAAUAAUACAAUGA